Salpingoeca rosetta is the source of this 1701-nucleotide messenger RNA. RefSeq lists its product as uncharacterized. The record is from RefSeq and is a predicted model, not a curated record. Lineage: Eukaryota; Choanoflagellata; Craspedida; Salpingoecidae. Bases 1 to 1701 code for a protein of 566 amino acids. The transcript has 14 exons.
AUGACCCGAGACGAAGAAGCAAGCGCACAGCACGAACAGCAGCAGCAGCAGCCGGAGGCUUCCACUGCUACAGCUGCCGCUGCUUCCAGCGACACCCGAGCCCAACAGCAAGCGCAGGAGCACCAACAACAAGAGCAAGAGCAAGCACGAAGAGGAAGAGAUGAGGGGGAGCCAAGGGUAACGCCAGCACGGACGCAGGAUGGCGCUCGCAAACCACAACGAACCCCAUCUUCAAUUGCCAGAGCACGAUGGCGUCAAGCGGGCACUGCCAUCCAGGCCGUGAACCGGUUCAAGGGCAUUCCUGCCUUGCUGCCGCGCGCAGACAUGAGCGACCGUGCCCAGUUUCCUGACACACAGUUGCACCGAGCUGUUGGCUGGUCUGUUGGAGCCAUGUUCGCCAUCAUCCUCAUCAGCUACGUGGCCACCCUCUCCUACCGGCCUUUCCACAACGCCAACGAAGCAGCCUUUGACUUUGUGGCAGUGCACUCGCUCCCCCUGCUGGGACUUGUGGCCGUCAUCCUACAUCUUGCCAAGAGCUUUGUGCGUGCAGGCACUGCCCUGUACAGUCGCGCAUUCAACCGCCUUCCCAUCCAUCUUCAGUCGGCGUUCAGCAAGAUCUUCGUCGCGACAUGUGCGGACUUUUUCGUGUUUGUGUGGGCAUUUGACGUGCUGUGGAUCCGUGACUAUGGUCGAGACUACGACACGGCAUGGUUUGCACAGGUGACGCCGAUUGUGCUUGUGCUGUACGUUGGCUUGAGCAUUCUUGAUUUGCACCAGCGCCACAACUGGGCUUGGGCCGCAGUGCUGCAUCACGUCUGCCUCAUGACGGCACCGGCCAUGUUCCUGGACGGCGGCCUGCGCCAUCGCUUCUGCUCGACUGGACCAGGAGAGGAAAACUGCAAAGCUGCAGUCCUGCGCAUCUUUGGCGUGCAGCUGUGGGGUGAGUCUUUCGAUCUCGUCCUCGGCAUUGCGUACAUCAUUUACUUGACCGGCUGCCGUACUCGCACCCUUCGCGACGCCUUCUCUGCGGGGCUGGUCUUCUUCUUCAUCUCCAAAGUCUACGCCUUUGUACACAGCUUGGUUCUCUUCAUCAUCGACUUUGAUUCCUUUGAGCCCUUUUUCCAGGCGUGGUACAUUGUGAGCAUCGUGAUUCUGGUGCUGUGUCAGGCGUUUGAAAUGUUUGGUGUGUUGGUUCUUCUUGGGCGCCUUGACAUCCUUCAUGACUACGUCGCCAACACAUCAGAGGCCGACGAUGUGCAUGCCUCUGAAUGGACACCGAGCAUGUGGUCCUGCGCCAAGAUUGCUGCAAAGGCACACGAGAGCGCGUAUCGCACUUACGUCUCCCAGGUGCAAGGGUACAAGGUCCCUUUGCUGAUAUCUGUCUGGGACGACAUGAUCAUUGGCGCCGAGUACGCAAGCCGCAAGCGCGCCGCCGCCCAGCACGACCGGCGCUCUCGAGCGAGCCCAUCAGCAGCCCGAAGACAGCGGUCGUCUCGCCGUCACGGCCAGCCCUCACACACAGGCAGCAGCGUGCUUGCAAGCAACCACAGCGGAGACCAAGGAGGAGAAGGAGAAGAUGGCGAGGUGCUUGAAUUUGAGCGCAGUGAGGACGGCUCUCCCAUCACGCACACCAUGGAGGAACUCCUGGCGUAUCUCAACGGCACCUCCAGCCACGACAUGUUUGACUCGGUCGCUGUCUAG